Molecule: messenger RNA, 552 nt
Organism: Plasmodium adleri (nom. inval.)
Lineage: Eukaryota; Apicomplexa; Aconoidasida; Haemosporida; Plasmodiidae
Product: conserved Plasmodium protein, unknown function
Exons: 2
Coding region: 1-552 (183 amino acids)
Source: RefSeq, a predicted model, not a curated record
AUGAGAAGAUUUAAUACAUGUGAAAAUAAAAAAGAAAGAAAUUUAUUCACUGAUUAUAUAAAAAAUGAGGAUGAAUUGUAUGAUGAAAGAUAUGACAAAGGUGAUGACAAAAUAAUAAAUAAAGAACCUAUAUCCUUAAAAAUAUCCUCAAAUGCUGAUGUUAAUAAGAAUUUUUUUCCAAUUGAUCCAAUAAAAUCAACCUAUUUUUUAUGUAAUAAUUUGACUAAUGACAAUAAGCAAAAGGAUAUAAAUGAACAUAUAUCCUUUGAAAAAAUUCAAGACCACGAAAAAGAGGAAAAAAAAAAAAUAUUUUUAUUCAACUUAAGUGAUGAACAAAAAGAACAAAUAAAGAAUUUAAAAAUAAAGAAAAUUAUAGAAAAUGAAAUGUAUUUAAAAAAAAAUAAAAUUCUUAAAUAUAUAAUUCAUAUAUUUAUAUCUGAUAUUUUAAAAGAAAAACCUAGUGAUGUAUAUGAAUAUGCCUCCAAUUAUUUUACACAGACUAAUUUUAAAAUCUAUAUACUUCAAAAAUUAAAAUUAAGGAUAAACAAAUGA